Messenger RNA from Camellia sinensis, 339 nucleotides. The record is from RefSeq and is a predicted model, not a curated record. NCBI's taxonomy places the organism in Eukaryota, Viridiplantae, Streptophyta, Magnoliopsida, Ericales, Theaceae.
AUGGCCAAGGACUGGAUACAGAGUUCAGGAGUUAGCCCAAGCACGUCUCGUUUGACAUUGGAUAUUAUCGGAAAAGCAUUAUUUAAUUAUGAUUUUGAUUCGUUAACAAAUGAUACUGGGAUAGUUGAGGCUGUAUACACUGUCUUGCGAGAAGCAGAAGAUCGAAGUGUUGCACCACUUCCAUACUGGGAUAUUCCCAUAUUCAAAGACAUAUCACCACAGCAAAAAAGGGUCACUGCUGCACUCAAGCUGAUCAAUGAAACACUUGAUGAUCUGAUUGCAAUGUGUAAGGUGAACAUUUCAAUGUCAGUUGUGGGAGUAUGAUAAACUUGUAUGGUU